Messenger RNA from Ochotona princeps (American pika), 939 nucleotides. Its product is annotated as olfactory receptor 6C2-like. Lineage: Eukaryota; Metazoa; Chordata; Mammalia; Lagomorpha; Ochotonidae. Gene Ontology annotation, molecular function: G protein-coupled receptor activity; olfactory receptor activity. The record is from RefSeq and is a predicted model, not a curated record. Bases 4 to 939 code for a protein of 311 amino acids. Gene Ontology annotation, cellular component: membrane. Gene Ontology annotation, biological process: G protein-coupled receptor signaling pathway. The transcript has a single exon.
GUUAUGAAAAACCACACAGUAACUACAUUUGUCCUCCUGGGACUGACUGAUGACCCACAACUGAAGGUUGUGACUUUCAUCUUUCUGUUUCUCGCCUACAUGUUGAGUGUAACCGGCAACCUGACCAUCAUCUUCCUCACCUUUGUGGACUCACACCUUAAAACUGCCAUGUACUUUUUCCUACAAAAUUUCUCCUUCCUAGAAAUCUCAUUUACAACUGCUUGUAUUCCCAGAUACUUAUACAACAUAUCAACCGGUGACAAGACAAUCACGUAUAAUAAUUGCAUGAUUCAGAUUUUUUUCACUGAUCUGCUCGGGGUCGUAGAGUUUUUUCUCCUCACCAUCAUGUCCUAUGACCGCUACGUCGCCAUCUGCAAACCACUGCAUUACGUGACCAUCAUGAACAGCCAGAUGUGCAGCAGACUCAUCCUUGGUUGCUGGGUAGCUGGCUUGUUGAUCAUACUCCCACCCCUCAGCCUGGGACUGAACGUCAAAUUCUGUGACUCCAACGUUAUUGACCAUUAUAUCUGCGAUGCAUAUCCCCUCCUUAAGAUCUCAUGCACAGAAACGUGGCUGAUAGAGCAAGUGAUCAUAGUCAGUGCUGUGUUGGCCUUUAUAAUGACCCUGGUGUGUGUGAGUCUAUCUUAUCUGUACAUCAUCAAGACCAUUUUAGGAUUCCCUUCUGCCACACAAAGGAAAAAGGCCUUUUCCACCUGCUCUUCCCACAUGAUCGUCAUCUCGAUAACCUACGGAAGCUGCAUCUUCAUCUACGUGAAGCCUUCGGCGAAGGAGUCAGUGAGGGCUAACAAGGGGGUGACGCUGCUCACCACUUCCAUCGCUCCUAUGCUGAACCCCUUCAUCUACACACUGAGGAACCAGCAGGUGAAGCAGGCCCUCAGUGACUCACUCAAAAGAAUCUCAUUGUUUUUAAAGAAGUAA